Nothobranchius furzeri (turquoise killifish) is the source of this 6726-nucleotide messenger RNA. It is a transcript of the gene lrfn1, whose product is annotated as leucine rich repeat and fibronectin type III domain containing 1. The record is from RefSeq and is a predicted model, not a curated record. NCBI's taxonomy places the organism in Eukaryota, Metazoa, Chordata, Actinopteri, Cyprinodontiformes, Nothobranchiidae. Gene Ontology annotation, molecular function: protein binding.
ACAUGCAACUCCACGCAGAAAGGCCACAGCCGAGUUUCGAACCUGCAACCUUGUUGCUGCAAGGCAACGGUGCUAACAACUGCACCACCAUGCAGGUAUAUAUGGAUAAAUGUAGAAUUACAUUUCUGUAACAUUUUUAUAACUUCUCUUUGAUUUUAACACUUCUACUUAAUGACUACCCUAACCGUGUAUUUUCAGAUGUAAUGUACUGAACCGUAGGAACAACUUAAUGGCAAAGCAGAACUUUUCUCCCUCAUUUCAUCUGAAACAGCUGGGAACAUUUAUUCAAACAAUUUUGACAAAAAAAAUACUGUUUGCAUGAAUAAAUGCUGCAUGGAGGCACAGUUGGCUAGCACAUUUGCCUUGCAGCACUGAGGUUGCAGGUUAAACACCCAGCUGGCACGUGCAGAUCGUGCAUAUUCUCCCCGUGGUCUCUCUUAAAUUUAUAUCCUUUCUAUAGAACUAUUCACAUGGCUCACUCACAUACUGGAAGACCUUUUUUUUAAAUAACUCAGUUCAUUUAAAUGUUUGUGAAUCAAAUUGUAAGAAAUGUGUAUCUCUGCGAGAGAUUGGUUACAAAACUAUAAAUAAGAUGAUUGUAAAAUCAUUGAGACAUAAUUUAGACAGCCUUGACUAAAUUACUAUUAUAAAAUUUGCACAAAUAUGCAUAAAGCACCCAUCUACAAACGUUUGAGAACCAACUUUAAAGGUAUAUUUUGCUAAUGUUCUUUGAGUGCCUCACAGCAGUUUUAUUUAGUUUAAUUUUGUAUACAGGUAUGUAUGUACGUAUGUACACGUGUGGUUAUCUAUGUAUCCAUGCUUAUGUGUUUAUAUUUACCUGUGUAUAUCUAUAUUUAUAGAUAUCGUUAAUUUUACUAUUAUUUAUUUACUUUCCUUUUCUUUUUUCUUUUUUUUAAGUUUGUUAUAACUUUCUAACUCUGGCACCUUAUUUGUUAUUGGUUGUGUUGUAGGAGGACCUGCUCAAAAACGAGAUGUUACAUCUCAAGCAGUUUAUCCUCCUGAAAAACAUAAGUUAAAUAAAUAAAUAAAUACAUUUUAAAUCAUUUUCUUGAGCUGUGCUAAAACAAGCCUUUAAAUGUCACUCAGACUCCACCGCACCCUGUGGCCAGAAUUCCGCACUUGCAACUUCAGAGUUGGUGAGACACUCCCUGUUGGACUUAGUAAAGUGGAGCUGACAUGCUGGCACUGAAGUCUUCUCACUUCACAUAAUUCCUGCACAUUUUAGAUAAUGAACAUUUAGUGAUGAACUGCUCCUGUAGACACUAAUGAAGGCUGAGAAGACAUUUCAGCUGUUAAAUGAAGGUGUUAAAAAGAAAAAGGCACGACGAGGAGAAGAGUUUCACUUUUGGUUUCACAACGAGUUAAAAUGAGGCGCUAAAGGCAAGCCAAAACUGCUGAGUUUCCCUAUAAUUUAGAGUUAUUCAGAUUAGUAAGAAAUUGCAAAUAAUAUUGUCACAGUUUUUAACAUUUAGUGGCUCAAAUUAAACAAAGAAUAGAAAUUUGACAAUUUGGUUUUGAGCAAAUCACCGUCCAGUAAAAUACUGAUUUAAGUUGGCCCUAGAUGUGAAUUUGUAAAAGAUUAGCUGUCUCUGUGCAGCCCUGUGGUGGAUGGCAGUCUGUCUAGGUGUAGUCCAGCUCUCACCUAGUGACCGCUGGACAAAGGCACUGGCUCCUGUUGACCCUGAACAGGAACUAAUGGAUGUAGAAAGUGAAUGGAUGUGUUUUAAUUUUGUUUAGGGUUCUUUUAAGGUGUAAAUCAUUGAAAAAGGGUAGCGUUCCACCCACAUUUAGGUGAACAUGUGUUCUAUUACAUCAAACUUGUACAUUAGGUUGGGCCUUCUUUCACUAACCAAUUAGCAUCCCUGGUCAUGGUAGGAUGGUAAUUAGUUGCAGUAAAACAACUCAUCCAAUAAAAUGUCCAUCUGUUCACCGUUAGUCAUACUUUACCCCAUAAACAAAAGUUGAAUUUAAAGUAACCUAAAAAAUGACGUAUUCAUGGUUAUAGUUGGAAGGAUGUUCCAACCGACCAAACACAUGUAGACUCUAGAAACUGGACCUCAUAAUAAAAAGUACAGUGUUUAGGUUCAGGCACAUGGAUCGUGGUGAAUUUCUGCUCUCUGGGUUAUCGGCCUCCGACAGCUCUGGCUCUCUCCGACGGCUGCUGCCGUCACUGCAGCGUGCAUCACACACUUGUCAAAGCACCUCUCCUCCACCCACCCUCUUUCCGCUGAGAGUCAACACCACGGUCUCACCACACAUGUACGUACGUGCUCGUGGACACCCUCACAAGACUGGUAUACAGAAGAGCACGCGCGCACACGCGGCACACUCGUAUACAGACACGUUCCCAUUAUGGUGACAAAUCCCGCCUGAGCUGGCUCCCAUCUGUGAGUAAUGGUGCGGUGUGUUGUACGAGUCAAACUCCCCCGUCAUCUGCCUUUCCCAGAUGGAUCCGCGGGGUGUCCAAGGGCUUUAUCUGGUGGCCAAGAUUGUAAAACGGUUUAGAUCUAAUCCUUGCAUAAUUUGGUAGGAAAACACAGAGAACUGUUAUGUCUGAAGAGAGCACCUUCACAUGCAUUGGGGUCAGGUUUAUCGUCAUGACUCGACUGGCUUUAAUCCAUUAAACUAUGACAUAACCCCUCUUGGAUCUUUGCCCUGAUCCCCUUUUGUGUGUGUACAUUUCACCCCGUCUUUAUUUUGACCCCAUAAUGAGAUUAACACCAGUGGCACCAGCACUUAAGUAUUGCUUUAAGCUCUGCAGGGCGAGCCUUCUUCACCGGUUACUCUCAAUAAGGCUUUGGUUACAUAAUCAGAGUCUCGGAUCUAAAUUUAAACAAUGACACAUUAGUGACGAAUAGCCUGGUGCAAGAGCUUCUCGUAACGUGGCAGCCUGGUCAAGGCGCCUCCAAUUACAUAAAACGUUUGUUUUAACUGACAAGUUAUGGUAAUUACUGUGUUUAUUAGACUGUGUGGAGGAACUUUCCAUUAAAAAUGAAGUUGCCAAUCACCAGUUUACAGAACCUCCAUGUUUAUGAGUUGAAAUAGUUUUUCCCAGCUUUUGAUUUUGGAAUUAAAGUGAUAAUAAGCUUCAUCCUAAAACUGAAUAAAAUUAAACGUCAGAUUUUCAUGUUAUUCCCAUUCAUUCAUUUGGAAAUCCUAUUGUCAAAUAGUUUUUCAUUUUAAAAGUAAACCAAACAGAACUUGGGUGAGAGGAAACUCUUUUAUUCUGUUUUCUCUCUCCUUGUCCCAUGGUGCUUUGUUUUGUUUUUUUCCAACGUAAUACUCAAGAGAACCAUUUAGAACCAACGUUCAUGUUUUUCUUCCUUAAAACCCUGAUCUCUGGUUCUGUGGGACCUACGUGACACAAUACAAGAGCAACAGAAACUCACAUAUAGACAGUGUAAAAGGUUUCUCAUUUGACUUUGAUAGAACAUGCUAGAAGCAUUUUGAUGACCUUUGAUUUAUUUCCUGUAGAGAUGACGAUGAUUUAUCCAAAGUCCGUUUUCUUGUUAUUCAUCAUUACCUUUUCAACUUUUAUUGAUCAGCGUUCAUGAAAAUGCCCCGUGUUGGUGUAGAUUCUCAUUCAUCCAUGACACAUCAAUUCUAAGUCUAUAAAAAUGUUACAUGAUGGCAACUGGGUUUAUUCUCUUGUUGAUAGAUGGUUUACCUCUCAUACUGGAUCCUGGUAUUACUGUCAUGAUCAGCUCCUGUGUCUUGUUGGUGUUAAUUGGUCCCACCUGCCUCUCAUUCCUUAAUCACCUGUGACCUCUUGUGUUUCAGCCCUGUCAGUUUUGUGUUGCGUGUCGGAUCGUCUGCGUAGCUCUGUUCCAGGUCUUUUUUGUUAUUCUCAGUUUCUGACGUCUCCGCAAAUUAAAGCGACUUUAAACCUUCUACAGCGGUGUGCUCUCACCUGCUUUGGAUCCAAGCACCCUCACAUCACAACACUUACCCCGGCUUUCCACUGGAUGGGCUGCUUUGAAGUGAACUCGGUGAGGAACGUCCAAAACCACGCAAUACUCUGGUGCAGGUUUUGUCUGACUCUACUUCCUGACAGCUGCCAGAUCAAGAUGUUGACGGGAAAACAAGUGAUGGAGACCAGGGCUUGAUAUUUGGCCCGGGAAAAGAGUAAUCGACAAUGGACCGGCUGGUUCUGUGUGUGCUGCUCUGCACAGCUCUGGCAGAGGGCUACAGCUGCCCUGGCCGCUGCAUCUGCCAGCAUCUCUCCCCGACUCUGACGCUGCUCUGUGCAAAGACCGGUUUGUUAUUUGUGCCCCCCACCAUUGACCGCAAGACCGUGGAGCUGCGACUCACCGACAACUUCAUCACCAUCGUCCGCAGGAAAGACUUUGUCAACAUGACCAGUUUGGUCCACCUCACUUUGUCUCGCAACACCAUCAGCCAGAUCAUCCCCAACGCCUUUGUGGGCCUGCGCUCUCUACGGGCGCUCCACAUGGACGGGAACCGCCUUAGCGUCAUAAAAAGUGACCACUUUAAGGGGCUCGUCAACCUGCGGCACCUCAUCCUCGGGAACAAUCAGAUCCACCAAGUGGCCGCCACUUCUUUUGAUGAGUUUGUUACCACCAUUGAGGACUUGGAUCUCUCCAAUAACAACCUGCGCAGCCUUCCCUGGGAAGCCAUAGCCAAGAUGUCCAACAUCAACACGCUCACACUGGACCACAAUCUAAUCGACUACAUCGAAGCAGGGACUUUUACGCUGCUCACUAAGCUAGUCCGCCUGGACAUGACCUCUAACCGGCUGCAGAAGCUGCCGCCCGACAGCCUGUUCCAGCGAGCUCAGGUUCUGUCUGACGCCAAAGACUCCAGCUCGUCCACUCUGGCUGUGAGUUUCGGUGGGAAUCCCCUUCACUGUAACUGUGAGCUGCUGUGGCUGCGCAGGCUGACGAGAGAAGAUGAUCUGGAGACCUGCGCCUCACCGGAACACCUCAUGGAUAAAUACUUCUGGUCCAUCCAAGAGGAGGAAUUCAUCUGCGAGCAACCCCUGAUCACCAAACACAUUGCCUCGAAGCCCUACGUGAUGGAGGGCCAAGGCGUGACUCUCAAAUGCAAAGCUGUGGGGGAUCCAGACCCGGAUAUACACUGGCGGUCGCCAGAUGGCAAGAUGGUGCACAACAACUCCCGCACCGUCUUGUAUGAUAAUGGCACGCUUGAUAUUCUCAUCACCACGCUGAAGGACAGCGGGGCGUUUAACUGCGUGGCGUCCAACGCUGCAGGCAUUGUCACAGCUGCUGUUGAGAUCAACAUGAUCCCCUUACCCUUGUUUGUCAACAACACAGGCCACAUGCGAGAGGACCCAGGCCUCUCGGACAUCACCACGUCCUCCAAAUCUGGCAACGACACAAAAGGCUACGACAAGCAGAACAGAAGAGUGGUGGUCACAGAACUGACCUCCUCCUCCGCUGUGAUCCGCUGGCCAUCUGAGCGCCACAUCCCCGGGAUUAGGAUGUACCAGAUUCAGUACAACAGCUCGGCUGAUGACACGCUGGUGUACAGAAUGAUCCCGUCAACCAGCAAGAACUUCCUGAUCAACGAUCUGGCUGCAGGGCGGGAGUAUGACCUUUGCGUUCUGGCGGUUUACGACGACGGCAUCACGUCGUUAACAGCCACGCGCGUGGUCGGCUGCGUGCAGUUCCACACAGCCAACGAGGUCAGCCAGUGCCGCUUCAUGCACAGCCAGUUCCUGGGGGGCACCAUGAUCAUCAUCAUCGGCGGCAUCAUUGUCGCUUCGGUGCUGGUGUUUAUCAUUAUCCUGAUGAUCCGUUACAAGGCCUACGGCAGCCCAGUUGACACCAAGGCUAAGGUCAGCUCCAGCAUGCACUCGCAGACCAACGGCAGCCAGCAGCGGCUCCAGCGCUCCAUCUCCAAGCAGCUGCCGUCUGACGAGGACCAACGGGAUUCUCAUGUGCCCAAAGAGUGCAUGGCUCUGGUGCUCAGUGUGGACAAUGAGAAAAAGGAGGAUCUGACAGCUACCACCGCCGUCCUGGAGGUACAGCUGCCCCCAAACGUAGACAAGAUGAAGAGGAGAAGCAGCUUGGAUGCACAGCGAUCUGGGCCACCAUCUGAAGACACACAGACAGACAGUAGCCUGACGGGCUCCACCAUGUCCCUGUGUCUCAUUGGCCCCAACGCCGGCUCUAAGGAAGCUCCCCGGCUCAAGGACAAGAAAGGUGCUCUGGCCAACGUGGGGUUGCUUCCUAACGAGCUGGCACGAACUAGGCACAGAUUCUCCUUUGAUGGUGGGGAUUACUCCAUAUUUCAGAGUCACAGUUACCCACGCAGAGCGAGGACGAGGUGGCACAAGUCCACCAACCAGCUCAACAUGGAGUCAUCGCCGCUCGCCAACAGGAGAGUUACGUUCAGCAGCACGGAGUGGAUGCUUGAGAGCACAGUCUGAGAAAACACAGUAACAAAAACAAGCCAUCUCAGUCGCUCACAAACAUGCCACAAACACAAGGCUCCUGCACAGCAGAGGGCCAGAACAAGCACACAUGCUAACUUUGUUGGAGAACAGAAAAGUCUCCCUUCAUCCUGCCUCUCCCCCAUCACACCCCCUCAGAAAGAGUUGUCGGCCAUGUUCCUUCUUUACGCAGCGGUGCCUUAUUCUUUAAACGUACGAAUGGAGGAUGCUGCUCACUCUGGUCAUAAACCGUCCCCUCCAUCAUCGCCUCUCAGUUCCUCAGAGGUGGC